AUGUCAAAUCCGCCACCAAAAGAGGAUCAAUGGGCAUUUGGUCCGAUUGGGUCACCGUUUCCUGACAAUCCAGUUCGAGUAAUGGGCGAGGCAAAUAUGUAUGUGGCAUUAUGGUACAAAUAUGGUGUACCUAUACAUGGCCGAGCAUGGAAUAAUGGUGGUGUAUUGGAAUGUUCAUUCCCAUACAAAAAUGCGGAGUUAUCAGGCACCAAAGACCUUGGUGGCCAGAUUCAGGUACUUCAAUACAAGGGAGACCACAACACACUGGGAUUUUGGUAUGAAUGGAUCAGAUACAAAGAUCGCUUUGAGAAAACUGAAAUUCGCCAAACCGUACACUGCGGUGACUCAAUGCCGAUCUUAUGGAAAGACCGACCUGAAGGAGCGCUUCUUGGUUAUCUCGAUAACAAAACGGAGCUGGCACAUUUUUCAUUCCAAGGAAAAUCGGUAUCAAUGCAGGGACCACCACUGGGUAACAUGUGGAUUAUAGUUCGAAAUACAAGAGGCGGUCCACCAACAUGUGCUUGUAAAAAAUGCUAUCGAGCACCCCCACCAACACCACCACCAGGACCUCCACCACCACGUGUUAUGCUUGAUGAAUGGAUCGACCUUCGUGCCGGUGAUCCAUGGCCAUCAGAUAAGAAGCUUCUUAAGGCUUUAGACAAGAAUCUCGACACAAUACCAGGCGAGAAUCCAGCACAAUACGUAGCGUUAUGGUAUCAACAAGGUGAACCUGUCAUGGGUCGAAUCUGGAACAACAAUGGCAAGAUAGCAGCUUGUUUCGGUUGGAAUAAUAAUGAAUAUCGGGACAACGUAGGCUCACUGCAAAUCCUGGUAGAAUUACCUGAUUUCAUUAGAGGUUACGACUAUAGUUGGCAACCAUUCUCGGUUUGUUCAUCAUUUGGUGAAAAGGAAUGGUUCCCUGUAUAUGUUGAUCGUAAGGGCAUUAUUUCACCUUGUGUAUGCACAUUCAAUGGCAAACAGAUUCUUGGAAAAGCUGAUAUUCGUAACGAAAAAGCAUCCUCCGCUUUCGGAGGAAAGGAGAAUGUCCUAGUGGGACCGACCGUGCAAACUCAAAUGGUUCUAUGCCGUAAAGCAAGACCAGGAUAUAAGUUCGACUAG
Molecule: messenger RNA, 1119 nt
Organism: Thelazia callipaeda (thelaziosis nematode)
Lineage: Eukaryota; Metazoa; Nematoda; Chromadorea; Rhabditida; Thelaziidae
Source: the annotation of a GenBank genome assembly